This is a messenger RNA of Dermatophagoides farinae (American house dust mite), 941 nucleotides long. RefSeq lists its product as uncharacterized. The record is from RefSeq and is a predicted model, not a curated record. Lineage: Eukaryota; Metazoa; Arthropoda; Arachnida; Sarcoptiformes; Pyroglyphidae.
UUUGGUUUUUCUCCUUUCACAUCUGUGUGUGUGUGUAUCCAAGAGAAAAACUUUUUUUUGCAACAAAUAAAUCAAGAUGCCCAAUUAUGUACAACGAAAAAUGAGAGAAUUAAAUUGUAUGGGUCGUAAUCAUCAACGUCGACAUUAUGGUUCAAUCGAAACAAUCGAUAGUGAUGUUUAUAAUAAUGAUGAUGAUGAUGAUCAGCAACAAGUUAAAAGACCUGAUGGAAAACGUAUCGGUCUUUUUCGGUCAUUUUCAUUUAUAAAUAAGAAGAAAAAAUCACAAUCCCAACAACAACAGAAUCUAAAUGAAUCAACAACAACAGAAUUUAAUAAGAAAACGGAAAAAACACGUUUAAUUCUGGUUGGAAAAAAGAAGAAAACAGUCAACUCAAAAAAUUAUUCAACAUUGAUCGAAUCGGAUGAUGAUAAUAAUGAUGAUGAUGAUACAUUUGAAUCAAUAAUGAAAAAUAAUUCGAAAAAAUCGGUACGUUUCGCCAAUAAUGACAAUAAUAAUGAUGAUGAAAAUGGUUUGAAUCGAAAAACGUGGACAAAGAAGAAUAAAAAUCGUAAGAACAAGAAAAAGAAAUCAUUAUUGAAACGUACUGGAUCAUUAAUUGUACGUAGUUGCCGUUUGAUGACAUACGGUGCACCACAUAUGCCAUAUAACAUGCCAUAUAAUGAUUGUAAUGGUCCAUAUCAUUAUGAUUUUUAUCGUAAUUAUGAAUAUUAUGAUGAUGGAUAUGGCCGUUAUGAUAAUAAUCAAUAUAUGCGCUAUGGAGAAUAUGGUCCGGGUAGCAUUUAUUUCUAAAUCUGAUCAACCAAUAACGACAAAUAAUCCAUCAAUAUCUACUUUUGUAUACAAGUCCUUUUUUUAGUUCUUUUACGAUUCCAAUUUGCUAUUUUUUGACGAUGUGACAAUAUAAUAUUUUUAAAUAUUU